This is a messenger RNA of Gigantopelta aegis, 10591 nucleotides long. RefSeq names its product exportin-1-like. The transcript is spliced from 26 exons. NCBI's taxonomy places the organism in Eukaryota, Metazoa, Mollusca, Gastropoda, Neomphalida, Peltospiridae. Gene Ontology annotation, biological process: protein export from nucleus; ribosomal large subunit export from nucleus; ribosomal small subunit export from nucleus. The coding region runs from base 142 to 3363 and encodes 1073 amino acids. Gene Ontology annotation, molecular function: small GTPase binding; nuclear export signal receptor activity. Gene Ontology annotation, cellular component: nucleus; cytoplasm. The record is from RefSeq and is a predicted model, not a curated record.
AAGCGGAUAUGGCGAACGUUUACCAGUUCCAACCGGUUUAUAACUUUGGGAGUUUUCCUAACAUUGCAAGCUGGAUCAUACACCGUACGACGUCCAGGUUACUUAUUCACCUAAGGAUUGGCCACCAUUAAUGUCCUUCAUAUGCUUAUUGUGACAAUGAGCACUCUGACUGAGCAUGCCUCCAAACUGUUGGACUUCAACCAGAAGUUGGAUAUUCAGCUUUUGGACAAUGUCGUCACAUGCAUGUAUCAGGGAGAUGGACCUCAGCAACAACGUAUGGCACAAGAUGUACUUACCUCGUUGAAAGAGCAUCCUGAUGCAUGGACAAGGGUAGACACCAUUCUGGAGUUCUCCAGCAAUCAACAAACAAAGUAUUACGCGUUGCAGAUUCUGGAAAAUGUCAUCAAGACGAGAUGGAAGGUGCUACCCAGACCACAGUGUGAAGGUAUCAAGAAAUACAUUGUUGGUCUCAUCAUUAAAACCUCGUCAGAUUCACUGACGUUAGAAAAGGAAAAGGUGUAUCUGGGCAAAUUGAACAUGAUUUUAGUGCAGAUUUUGAAAUAUGAAUGGCCUAGGAAUUGGCCUUCAUUUAUUGGUGAUAUUGUUGGUGCAAGCAAAACAAAUGAAUCUUUGUGUCAAAACAACAUGACUAUCCUCAAACUGCUGAGUGAGGAAGUGUUUGAUUUUUCAAGUGGUCAGAUGACUCAAGCAAAAGCCAAACAUCUCAAAGACACCAUGUGUAGUGAAUUUUCUCAGAUAUUCCAGUUGUGUCAGUUUGUCAUGGAUAACUCUCAAAAUGCACCAUUGGUGGGAUCCACGCUGGAUACACUGUUGAGAUUUCUCAACUGGAUUCCACUCGGGUAUAUCUUUGAGACCAAGCUCAUAACGACGUUAAUUUAUAAGUUUUUAAGUGUUCCCAUGUUUAGAAAUGUUACCAUGAAGUGUUUGACUGAAAUAGCUGGUGUCCAAGUAUCACAAAUAUAUGAUGAACAGUUUCUACAGCUUUUCACACUGGCUAUGAACCAGCUUAAACAGAUGCUGCCAGUGGAUACAAACAUACGUGAAGCGUAUCAACGUGGAACAGACGAUGAACAGAAUUUUAUACAGAACCUCAGCUUGUUUUUGUGUACGUUUUUGAAGGAGCAUGCACAGCUUGUUGAGAAGAAAUCUGAUCUGCAUGUUCUGCUGAUGGAGGCUGUUGGAUACCUAAUAAAAAUCUCAGAAGUUGACGAAGUUGAAAUCUUCAAGAUUUGUCUGGAGUAUUGGAACUCUUUGUCAGCUGAACUGUAUCGGGAGAGUCCGUUCUCAACCAGCACAAGUUCUCUCAUCAUUGGCAAGGCACACACGGAGAUGCCGAUUCGCAGACAGAUGUACAAUCCAGUAUUAACAAAGAUGAGAGUGGUGAUGAUAUCUCGAAUGGCAAAGCCAGAAGAAGUGCUAGUUGUAGAAAAUGACCAGGGCGAGGUUGUUCGGGAAUUCAUGAAAGACACUGAUUCUAUUAACCUUUACAAAAACAUGAGAGAAACAUUAGUGUACUUAACCCAUUUGGAUUACACAGACACGGAGAAUAUCAUGACAGAAAAACUACACAAUCAAGUCAACGGAAGGGAAUGGUCGUGGAAGAACUUGAAUACUUUAUGUUGGGCCAUCGGUUCCAUUAGUGGAGCUAUGCAUGAAGAUGAUGAGAAACGGUUUCUAGUCACUGUAAUUAAAGAUUUGUUAGGUUUGUGUGAACAGAAGCGAGGUAAAGAUAACAAGGCAAUCAUUGCAUCAAACAUCAUGUACGUUGUUGGACAAUAUCCUCGUUUUCUCAGAGCUCACUGGAGGUUUCUCAAAACAGUCGUCAAUAAACUCUUCGAGUUCAUGCAUGAAACUCAUGAUGGUGUGCAAGAUAUGGCUUGUGAUACGUUCAUCAAAAUUGCCCAGAAGUGUAGAAGACAUUUUGUUCAAGUUCAGGUUGGAGAGGUUAUGCCGUUCAUUGAGGAAAUUCUCAAUGGAAUCAACACAAUUAUAUGUGAUCUACAACCACAGCAGGUGCACACAUUUUACGAGGCUGUUGGCUUCAUGAUAAAUGCCCAGACAGACCAGAUUGCCCAGGAGCAUCUCAUAGAACGGUACAUGCUUCUACCAAACCAGGUCUGGGAUGGAAUUAUCAACCAAGCUACACAGAAUGUCGAGGUUCUGAAAGAUCCUGACGCUGUAAAGCAGCUGGGUAACAUUUUAAAGACAAAUGUCAGAGCUUGUAAAGCACUGGGUCAUCCAUAUGUUGUUCAGUUGGGUCGAAUCUAUUUAGACAUGUUGAAUGUGUACAAGGUGAUGAGUGAAAACAUCAGUAGUGCUAUUGCCACCAAUGGCGAGAGCGUCACAAAACAGCCGCUCAUUCGCAGCAUGAGAACAGUGAAGAAAGAAACACUCAAAUUAAUAUCUGGAUGGGUCAGCCGUUCCAGUGAUCCACAGAUGGUUGCAGAAAACUUUAUUCCCCCGUUGUUGGAUGCAGUGUUGUUAGACUAUCAGCGCAAUGUUCCUGCAGCUAGAGAACCAGAAGUACUUAGCACCAUGGCAACCAUUGUUAACAGACUAGAAAACCACAUUGCAAAAGAUAUUCCACAAAUAUUUGAUGCAGUCUUUGAAUGUACACUUACCAUGAUAAAUAAGGACUUUGAAGAAUACCCGGAACACAGAACGAACUUCUUCCUUUUGUUACAAGCUGUGAACUCACACUGUUUUCAAGCAUUGUUGAAUAUUCCAUCAGCACAGUUCAAGCUUGUUCUGGAUUCCAUCAUCUGGGCAUUCAAGCACACGAUGCGAAAUGUGGCUGAUACGGGACUGGACAUCUUGUACGUGUUGUUACAGAAUAUUGCCCAGGAGGAGAAUGCGGCACAGAGCUUCUAUCAGACAUACUUCACCGAUAUCCUUCAGCACUUGUUUUCUGUUGUCACUGACAGCUCACAUACAGCAGGUCUUACAAUGCAAGCUACCAUCCUGGCAUACAUGUUCAAUACACUGGAGGCUGGAAAGAUCACCAUUGACUUGAACGCUACUUCAUCUGGUCAAAAUGUCGCCUACAUACAACAGUUUCUUCUCAAUCUUCUCAAGACAGCUUUCCCCCAUCUAAACGAGCACCAAAUCAAAAUAUUUAUUGAAGGCCUAUUCAGUUUCAAUCAAGACUUUCCAGCUUUCAAGGAACAUCUGAGGGACUUCCUGGUUCAAAUCAGAGAAUUUGCAGGUGAAGAUAUGAAUGACUUAUUUUUGGAAGAAAGAGAAAAUGCUAUUAGGCAAGCCAAUGAUGAAAAACGCAAAAUACAAAUGUCUGUACCUGGUAUUCUUGGCCCUCAUGAAAUUCCAGAAGAGAUGCAAGAUUGAAAUGGAGAAAAAAAAGCAAAAAAUGUUUUUAGAAGACUUAAAAAAAAGACAUGCUGUCUAUAGUAACAUGGGCUUCUGUGUGUGAGAUGACCGAGUGAAAGUGGAUACAAAGGCACUCUGACAUCCAUCCCAACAUGACGCCAGCGGUGUGUUGUCAUGCUAACCAAGUGGAAUAUCAUUAGUAAUGUUACAGCCAGCUGAGUUGCAGGGUCGUGUUGUGUGGCAGCCGGAGGAAUACUGUUGUGCAGCAGACAGAUAAAUAUCAUUAUGGGAUGGGGUUGCAGCAAUGUGCAAUUAUCAUCACUGUGUUGAAGACCGUGGAAUUCAGUUAUUAUGAUGUUGCGUUGCUGACAGGUGAAAUACCAUUUUUGUGUUAAAAUAAGGUGGAACACCGUUAUUGUGUUGUGUUGCAGCAGUGAAAAUUACUGUAAAUGUGAAGAAAAACAAAACAUUUUAACGCAAAAUCAUGUUGAUGCAUUGUAUGACAUUUUUUGAAGUGAAGAAUAAACUAUGACCACAGAUAUUUCAUUUCACUGUAGUUUUUUUGUUUUCUUGUUUUUUAAAUUUUUACUGCCAGAAAAAAAUGUUAUUAUUUUUGAAUGUGAUAUGAGUGUUUAUCUGAUCCUACAUCUGGUGUAUGAAAUAACUAAUUUUGUCAAAGCAUGUUUUGUUGAUAAUAUAAUAUGUUUUGCUUGUGUGCAGAUAGAAAUAUGGUCCAGAGCCUAUUUAAUUUAAGAGAAACCGUAUAGUAAGUUCGAAUGUGAGUGUUUAGUGAGCGUGUGAAUAUUACAAAAAAAAAGCCUAAUAUGUUUCAUCUUUGUCAUCUUUGUCUCAUGUCUCUGAAGAUUCCUGGGAAAAUUGUGUCUUAACGAAUUUAUUGAAAAAGUGUAAAAUGUAUCACUACAGUACAUAUAUGUGUAUUCAGGCUUGAACUUAAUGAUUGCAAUUGCUGUAGCUGCGAUAUGAAUUGUCUCUGCUUGGGGACUUUAAAUAUUAUUACCAUGAAAUGAGGGGAUAGUUUUUGGUUUUUAAUUUUUCCAAAAAAAAAUUCCAGUUGUGGUCGAUUAGUUUAAAUUUUUUUUAUAAGUUUCAUGUUAUGUGCUGUAUCUACAACAAGCAAUGGUAACGUACACUAACAAACAGUUCUUUGUAAGUUUUUUAUAUGCAACAUCAGGGGUAAUUUCACUUUGGGAACCAAUCAAAAUUAAUAUGGAAGUCUUUGUCACAAUGAAACGAAUCAUUCAGUUGUGUUUAUUUGUUGAACAAUUUUAAUGGUUUAAAAUUGCUGUAGGUGAACAUUUUGUCUGCAGCACAAAAGUUUCAAAAUUCCCAUAGAUAAUAAAUACUUAAGUUUGGGCCCUGCAUAUAAGGCAAAAUCGCAAGGCGUGUUAUUUCCUAACAUUAAAUUACAAAAUGUGCAUCUUCAUAGCUUUACAGUACAUACAUUGUUUUUGUUAGCCGACAGUGUGUGUGGUAUCUUCAUAACUGAAUACUGAUGACGGUAGCAUUUCAGAUGUGGUUACAUUAUUUCUAACUGCAGUCCAAAUUUAUUCUUUUGGGUGCCUGAUCAAUCUGCAACUAAUUCUCAUGUUUAGGCCUGACACAAACAAAUCCCUCUUUUAGCGUUAAUUGUUAAUUCUCUUGCUAUAAUUAUGGGGGGGGGGGGGGGGGGGGGGGUUUCCCCCUAUUUAUUUUUAUUAUUAUUUUAAAUUUAAAUUUAAGAUUACCAUAGCUUUUCCUAGCACCAUCAUUCCAGUCUUGUACACAAUUCCAGGAAACUGAUGGUGUUCCCAAGCCAAAUGUGCUUGAACCUUCUGUGGAUGAAAAUGUGUCAAAUGGUUGAUUGAUUGACAGCUCACAACAGGUAAUCAAUAAGGUACUGAAAGUCAAAUGUGCAGAAGUUGAGCAAUGACAAAAAGUAAGCUAACAAAACUUGACAGCUGGCAGUAACGGCCAGAGACUACAUAAAACUUGAUGAAAACUAUUUUGCUAUCAAUAACUGCUGUGGUUUCAGUAACAUAUCAAGUGUCGAGACUGUUCUGACCUUGUGUUUGAAGAUGACUUAUCAUUUGCUUAUUUAUGUGUACAAAUUGUGUUUUUAUCUCCUACACAUUAACUCUUAAUACUUCUGCAUUGCAUUUAUGCAGUGGUGAACAGAAAGUGGUAUGAUGUGCAGGUAAAUAGAAUAUUUCCUAAAAUGACGUAUCACAGGGCCUGCUACCAGGUAUUCUGUCCUCUAGUUUGAAGACAUCAGUAUGUCCUCUGCAAAAUACACCUUUAUCUGUUCUUCGGUGAGCUGAGUAAUUGCCUAUGGUCUGUCCCAUCAUUCUAUAAAAAAAAAAAAUUGUAAAUAAUUGUUGUUUUGUUUGACAUGCGUAGAAAGGUAAGUGUUUUGGAAAUAACAAAAAUACUAUUUUUGUGUGCAAUUUACAAAUCAAUCUGCUCAGAAAUAAAUAACUUGUAGUAAAUUCAUAGUAUAAAAAAGGGUGUUCCUGUGGGAUGGAAUAGUAUAUGAUGUAUGUGGCAACUGAGAUGUGAGGUUUGACCCAUUAUUAUUGCAUUACUACAAAUGAACAGAUUAGCUUUUGGUACAGAAAGUUGACAAUUGCAUGUUUACAGUACUUUAAAAUAGGUUUUUCAUGAAAGGGAACAGCCUUUGGUAUUUAGGGGAGGGGUAAAAAUAUAAUCAAAUAAUUUGUUGCCUGUUGUAAAUCUGGCAGUCCAGGCAUUCAGUUUUUCCAACUCUGCGUGAACGUUUAAGUGCUUAUUCCAUAUGGUUUAUUUUUAACAUUUCAUUUUAUAUUUACAAUUUUUGCAAAAGACCAAAAUUGAAUAAAUAUGAUUGUCCGAUAGCCAGCUGGGCUUAUGGCAUUAAUAAAAAUACUUGCUCAAUUGUAACAUCUGAUUAUUCUGAGCAUUGGGGCACUGCAAUUUUCAAACAACCUUUGAGUGCAUAAGCCACAUUUUUAAACUUGUUUUAUGAUUUUUUUCAGAGACUGAAGAGUUAAUAUAAUAUGUGUGCUUUUAGACAUGGCUAUGUAACAUUGCACAACCCCUGCAUUUGCCCCCGGCAAUACUGUGGACUAUAUUGGAUUUUGUUUUUCCAAGAUGUAUUUUUUCCAUAUUGUUAAAAAUAAAAUAUACUUUGUGAACUGAAAACAGAUUACAAAUAAAUAUUAAAACAGUAACUGCACCAUUAUUACUAAGUAUCUGAAUCUCGGCAACAUCGGGCAUGAUCGAAAAUACAUGUAAAUUACCAGCAUUAAGCGAGUAUCAACUAAGUCAUUGAACUGUUGACUGUUCAUAGCACAUGGAUUGCAGGGGGGUGGGCAGCUUAUACAUUGUUGAACCAUGGCUAUGGUGCAUUACAAGUGUGUUAUUUUUAGUAAAAUGUUCAACAUACACUCCUACGAGUCGCUUGAACUGAGUUGAAAUGUUAUGGUCAGCCUGAUGAGAUAUUUGUAGAUAACAUGAGAUAUUUGUAGAUAACAUAUAUAGAGAGAGGUAGUUCCAAUAGUUUAAUCAAAAUUUCUCUGUCAUUUAUAUUGGCAAAAUAUGCUACCCUUUUCUGGUGCUGAGUGGCCUAAAAAAAACCGAUUUACUUGGUCUUGAAAAGGGGCAUUUGGUCUUGGUGAUAGAUUUUCUAACAAAUUACGCCGUUAUGAAAGAAAAUUAUUUAAAUUCUGUAUCACAUUAAAUAUAUUCUGUCACUUUGAUGUAAUUAAAAUAUAAAGAUUGAACUGGCAUGUCACUGCGGACUGCCUAUGCUGUAUAUGAUAAAUUGUCGUCGCCUUGCAACCCCAUUGUUCUUGAUCGUGCAUGUGUCAUUUGCGUGUUAACUGUAACGUCACUUUUUGUCAACGAAUACCGCCACUGGUAUAAAUAAAUCUUACAGCAUAUUGGCAAACAAAACAAAUAACACUCAUCAUUCAGAUUUACUUACAAUCCAGAGUUGCAAACAUGUUAAUGGUAAAAUUGCUGUGGACACUAUUUUUCUUAAUUGCAGGGGUUGUUGCAUAGUACCUCAUGACAGUGGACAAACUGUUGCCAUAGUUUAUUUUGAACCCACGUAUAGUUUGAUUUACAAGCCAUAUGGUACACAUUUUCAUAUCUGCAUUUGAUAGACCUCAUUACUAGGUCACUUUUUUGUACAUGCCCAGUUUUCAUGUAGAUUUAGUAAAAGACUGAAUGCUUUUUAAAAUUAUUUUUUAUAUCACAGUAUGAAUUUUGCAUUGGUCAUGAUCAUUUUAGUUAUUUUAUUGGUAUACAAUCACCCUUCUACAUGGAUACUUUAGUUUUUUUUUUGUUUUUUUUUUUUAAAUUGGCAGUACUGUUCACAGAAAAAAUGAAGUUUUUUUUUUUUUUUUAAAGUAAACUAACUAGGUGAUUAGAUAGGUUUCCAGUCUUUUUCACUAAUUACUUGCAGGAAUAGUGUGAUCAGAGAAAAUUAUAUUUUUUUAAUGACAAAUGUUUAUAGUCUUUGGAAUAGCUAGGUAAUGACCGGUGCACAUCAGGGGGUCUCGACUGGCUAGCAUAGAGGGAUUGAGUCUUGCUCCCCAGGAUAAUAUAUUUGGGGGGGGGGGGGGGGGGGGGGGAGAUAAAAAUUAUUGAGCAGAAUUCAGGUGCAACUAUAGGUUUGCUAGUUUACUGUUUGGUCAUGUACUGUAUCACUAUGGCACCUUUGUUUUAGCUAUUUGGGGCUUUUGGUGGGUUUUUUGUUGUUUUUUAGAUCUCCACUACUGUAACAAUAAUGGUCUAAAAGGAUUUGUGUUGUUUGAAAAAAGUAUUUAAAAACAUUAAACACUUGUGCAACUAGAACAUUUUUAAAAUUUCAAAAACAAAUAAUGUUCAGUUACAGGGCUUCUGGAUUAUGGUAGUCCCACUCCCAUGGACGGCUAGUGAAAAAAAUAUCUUGUCAAAUGCUGCAUUUAAGUCUUAUUUUGUAAAUAUGAAUAUCCUGCCCCUCUUCUCAUCCUGAAUAUAAUAGUUUUUAAGCUCUAUCUCCCUCUUUUGGUAAUAUAUCUGAUUAUUACUACAUGUAUUAGUAAAAUUGUAUUUAUUUAAAGUAAGGCUAGUGAAUUUUUAAUCAUGGCUAGUAUAUUUUAAAAAUCACUGAUCCCAUGGUUAGUGGAUUUUUAUAAAAUUCUAGAAGCCCUGAAUUACAUACAAGUUGUAACUAAACAUUUUUCAGUGAAAAGUAAGUACAUGUACUUAAUUCAAAAACAAAAACUAAAACGGUGACAUUAAAGAAAUAACACUUGUCAUUGACUUUGCUAUAUACAACUACCUGUACAUGAAGAUAGUAGAGUUUUAAACCAUUGGAUAACAUUGACACCUUGAUUUUUUUCCAUUCUUACACAGUAGUAGUUAUUUUAUAAAUUCUGUAAAUGAGGAAAUGUUAAGAGAAUACAAAUUUUGUAAAUUUAGUGAGGCCAUACAACACACUAAUAUUUCAUGAGACAACAGACUGUUCCGAAAAACAUUUGAUUGAACACACAACCAUGGUUACAUGCUAUUGAAAGUACAGCUAACAGUAAUAGUUGGUACGCACAUUACUGCAAUUUGAUUGAACACACAACCAUGGUUACAUGCUAUUGAAAGUACAGCUAACCGUAAUAGUUGGUACGCACAUUACUGCAAUUUGCUAUUAAAUUUAAGUUGUCUGUAAGCUGCAUAACAUCAGAAUUGAUCAAAAAAUAUUAUCUCAGCUGAUUAUUAUUAUUUAAUUUUUUUGAUACUGUCUGAUAUGACGAACUCGCUAAAAUGUUGUGUUGCUAAUAUGUCAUGUGGAUUUUGCUAAUUAAAAGAUCAUUAAUAUUUUAUGCUUUACAGUUUACUUCUUACAUUCUGAAAUAUUUCAAUAUUAAACAUACAGUACUUGUGGAUUUUGUAAUUUUCAAAAAAUGUAUUGGGUUCUGGUGCCCAAAGCAGUUGUCCAAUAGAAACACCAACUCUGAUAAUAAUCAGGUUUUUUGUGUAAUAUUAUCUUGCUUGCAGGACCAAUUUAGAAUUAACUGUACCCAGUUUAAUAUGUAUAUUUCAGUUUUGACAUGAAAACUGUAAGACAAACACAUUACCUCUUAAUUGUAUUUGGUUGAUGUAUUGUAAAACGUAAAUACCAAUAGUUCUCUUGACUGCUGUAAAUAUUGUUUUGUGACAAGAUUGAAAGUAAAUUUUAUACGGUUUACAUUUAUCUCUUGAUGUGCUAGAAUUGCCCAAAAGUCAUGUUAAUAAACCUUCUCUUUUUAUUAUUGUGUGGUAUUCAUAAUUUUUGCUUGUUUGAAAAUAUUAGUACAAUUUCAGAUAAUUUUGACCUAAAAUAAGAUACAUUAAAAAAAAAAAAAGUCUGCUAAUUAAAAACAAAUAUAUUUUUAGAAUCCUAUGAUUACCGUUAUAUAUUACUGGUUGGUGAAGGAAUAUACUGACCUAUCAGGUUACCAGCUUAGAGUUUUCAAGUAAACAUUACAAAUAAUAAUAGUGGCUAAAUACCCAAUAAUAAUGGUGGCUAAAUACCCAAUAAUAAUGGUUGAAUAUAAAUAUAAUUCAGUAUACAGCCAAAGUGUAAGUGCUUUGUGUAUUUUAUAUAUAAAAGACAACCAAACCGUUUCAGUGUUAAAAUCAGUUAACCCAAAAGGUAUCAAAAUAUGAAAUGUAAGUUAUUAUUUCUAUUAGGAUACAUUUGAAAUUCAUUUGAAUUAUUGUCACUUUAGACAACAAGAAACAAAAAAAAUAUUGAGCUUUAAACAAUAAUAUAAGUGGCUCCUAUGAAAGUUCAUGGAAACUAUAAAUGGAGUCAGUUCAGUAUUUUAAAAAUAAUUUGAAAAUAGUAUUAAUAGUUUUUAUUUUAUUUUAUUUUAUUUCAUAAAGUCAUGCAUUUAAUUACUAGAACCUUACUAAUUGGAGUUGUUUGUGUUUGUUGUUAAGAACAGUUAACCAGCUUUCGAACCACAAAUAUCUUUUUAAACCUUGUUAGCUUUAAAUGCUACACUUUUGCAUACAUAGACCUCAGUUGCAUUCCAAAAUAACAAUAUCAUGUAAAUUGAAUUCUUCAUAUCCAUCGUAAUGGUAAGUUUCUGUUUCAGCACGUUGGAAAUAUUUUUAGUUAAUAUGGAAUUGUGCCAAGUUUGUGCCAUGCUGUUCCAAAGAUGAGACAUGUGUUUGACUUUGGUCUUGCCUUCCACAUAUAGCAGCUUUAAAACACCAGUCAUUAAAUAAAUAUUUAAAUAUU